AUGAGUCAGGAUAUCGACGAGCCACCCGACGGAGGCCCGCGCCCACCCACUAAAGAAGAGUGCGAAAACUUCAACCGAAGCCACAAGCAGCGAACUACACUUCGCAGCUUCCUCACGAAGGCGUGCAAAUCGGCCGAUGAGUUCGUGAGGCAGUACGUGCCGAGCGACCCAGCCCGGCGAGAGGCGCUGGUUCACAUAGCUAAAAUCGAGGGCUUGCACAGUCAGAUCGAGGAAAUGGAUAGAAUUCUCAUGCCCUUAGCGGCGACGCUACAACCCGAGCGUCUCACCGCGUCCCUCGAGAAACAAAUCAAUUACCGACACGCAGCCGAGGUCGCCCUACUGGAUCUCCGGGAACUAGUGAGAGCUGCAGACGAAGUGAAAGCGGCGAAGGCGCAAUCCCAGUCGAUUCCGUCCACGAGCCGAUGCGCCGAUCGGAACCAGGAUCAAGGACACCAGCAGAUAGCAUUCAUACAGCAGGCACCAACCCCCGCGGAUAUUCCCAAAUUCUUCGGCGACGUGAAACGCUUCCGUGAUUGGUGGCAGCAUUUCGAAUACCUGGUUGACUCCAAACCGCUGCCGCUCACGGAGAAAUUCCGUCUACUAAAACUCUCUCUUCGAGGCCAGGCGGCAGCGGCGGUUUCGGAGCUAGGCUGGGAGGAAUCAAGUUACGGCAUAGCAAAGACAACGCUCAAGGAUCGUUUCGGAAAACAGUCAGAUGCCAACGCUCAACAUAUUUUGUCUAUCAUCGGGAUCUGCAAGCAAAGAGACGGCUUUCGGAACGAUAAGUUGAACCAUUUUGUAUCUCAAAUCUCCCAGAAUCUCAAAGCCCUGAUCGGGGGGGGGGCAACUCGUACUCCGGUUUAUCGAUCACUCUGUUCACCGUGA
Molecule: messenger RNA, 885 nt
Organism: Galendromus occidentalis (western predatory mite)
Lineage: Eukaryota; Metazoa; Arthropoda; Arachnida; Mesostigmata; Phytoseiidae
Exons: 1
Coding region: 1-885 (294 amino acids)
Source: RefSeq, a predicted model, not a curated record